GCUUGGAUGCUAGGAUGCUGUGGCGAAAUUGUGGUUUUUAGGUUGGAUUUAUGUUGCUUUUUAUGUUGAAAAGUGCUGCUGAUUAUGUGAAAUGUGCAAAUAUUGUGCUGAUUCGAACAAUGUUAAGUGAUGCGUUCAUGCUGGCAAACUAAAAUAACAACAUUUUAUAUCCGUACGAUGCAUGUAUCGUCUCGUACUUGUGGCAAAAAAGUUGACUAGGAAGUUUCUAAAUGUCUAAAAUCCUCUAAUAGAUUAAUUACUAUCGGUGAAAGCCAAUCACAUUGCAGAUAAAUCUGCACAAUUGAACAAAUUCUCCGAGAUUUGUGAUAGUUGACAAGUGUUUAAUCGCGCAAUGCUUUUGGAGCGGCGAGCAAUCAAAAGGAGGGUUUGAAUAGUGAGACACGAAACGGAAAUACACAACCCUCGGCAGAUGACAAGACCCAAAUUAGUUAUGGAGUUCUGCAAAUAUUGUUAUGUUUGGAUACUUAUGUACGGUGUUGGUGUUCUACUUCCACCGAACGCUGCGUUUGGUGUCUCACAAGGACAAGGUGUACCCACGUGGAUCUAUCUCGGCAUAAAAUCACCGUUUAUUGUUUUUCGGUCUGAGAAUGAAGUAUUAUCGAAUAAUAGUGUUCUUCUAAAUAUAACAGAAAUACGAAAUAAAUUAAAAUAUGUACAAAGUAUCGAUCACUUCAUCCGUCCUAUUGAUAACAGUAAAACUCAGAAAAAUGGCCAAACAGUUCACACUGGUGAAAGCCAUGGAGAAAGAUUGAUAGGAGAUAACAGUUUCAAACAAUUCAGUUCAGGAACACCUGAUGUAUCAUCAGUAUUGAGAGCGUUGAAUGUUCGUGAGGAUAACAUUUCCGCAAUUUUUUUAACUACACUAAGCCCCUCUUUCAUUAAUCACUUUGGAAAGCAGAGCCAAGAAAAUGUCCGUCCGACAUCGGAUAGUAAAUUCCCCAGUGUAAUGGCUAAUGCAGAUCACAUGAUUUCAGAUGAUGAUGGUCAACAAAUAGAACGUAAAUACAUUAUUCCGUUAGCUUUAAAAACGUCAACGAACGAAAAAGAAAAAACCUCAUCAGUAUUCCACGGCUCAUCUACGAAUAUCGAUGAUCUAAAACGACACAUUUUAAUGCUGCAAAAUCUAACACAAUCCGAUAAAAACUUUCAAAGCAAGUUUGUAGUAUUCCCUUCGUUGCAAAAGAAUGAAUCAAAGACAUCACGGCCCCCACUGAUUCCAGCAGUGGCAGUGUCUUCUUUACCUUCAGAUAAACAACAAGCGACUUUGUCACCAUCGUCGAUUCAAAUGAAAGAAUAUUGGAGAAAACCAAUCGGAAAGCCGACCCCAAUGAGUCAAAGCCCAGACAAAAUCACUAUCAUACCCCAGGUGUUGGUACAAAACGACCAAACUAGUGAAGCUAUCAGAGAUAAGGAGGGUGACUUAGGAGAAGUAUCCAGUAAAUUUGCAGCUGAUAAAAGCAAAGAGCGCUCUUCAGCUAGUCAGGCAUAUCGACGAACAAAGGUGCAUAAUAGUGAAGAGAAAAGUUUUAUUACAAAUGUUGCUCAUAAAUCAACAACAUCCAGCAUAGGUCACUUCACUGAGGUUAGCUACAAAGAAAAGCUUGUUCCUACUCGGAAACUUAGGAGGAAAAGCCAGAGAAAUGUACUACUAGCAAGGAAUGCUUCUGUAGCAAGUAAGUUACACGAGAAUGUGUCAGAAGCGAAUAUAAUAGCAACAACUACAGAACGUACUACAAUAGUAAACAAAGAUAGAACGAAAAAAAAACAACGUAAGAACAAUCGACGGAUAUUGGGAAUUGGCAGAGGCAAACAGCCUGUCGGAACUGACGAUUUGAGUGACAAUCCAUAUUCUCCAACAUGGUCACAAAGCGACCGAAUCAAGCAUAACACUGGCGAAAGCAGUGUGAACGGGAACGGCAAUCUCAAACUCUACGAAAGUACCACUUUAAAUUGGACUAAACACCGGACUCGACGUAAUGAUAAUGGAGAGCGUGAGUCCUUUAAUAGGCAAGAUCCUAAACAAUUCCGCUCAUUGAAUAGUCCAUCUCAUCACCUGAGCAAAAGCAGACGCGCUGAAAGCCGAGUGGUUGGGCCUAUGACACCAUUUUCCAUUGGUGUUUCAGGAAAUGAUGAAGGAUAUCUGCAUAACAGUGAUAAAAGUGAGCUCAAUGAUCGUAAUCGAACCUUGCCGGUCGCAGCACAAUAUGAAAAGGAUGUUAUAGAUCUUAAUCCAGAUCUCUGCUAUUCUGUAAGUGCGAUGAGCGGAGGGCAGCAGAAAUUGUGUGCUCAACAUACGAGCAUCAUGCCAGCUAUAAGUCGCGGAGCACGUGCCGCCAUACAGGAAUGUAAACACCAGUUCCGAAAUCGUCGAUGGAAUUGCAGUACAGUGGAUGAUGUAACCGUGUUUGGCCCAAUUUCAAAUAUAGGAUCGCCUGAGAUUGCCUUCGUUUACGCCUUGGCAGCCGCGGCAGCAUCCAGUUUCAUUGCUAGAGCGUGCCGCGAUGGGCAGCUGGCCACUUGUGCGUGUUCUCGAAGCCUUCGUCCAACUAAGCUUAAUGAAGAUUGGACGUGGGGAGGCUGUGGAGAUGAUAUGGAGUUCGGCUACAAGUUUUCCCAAACAUUCAUUGACACCAAAGAAAAGGAAAAAAAACGUGGUACUCGUGGACUAGUAUCAAUACCCGCUAAAUAUCCUAAAAUAAUCGAGCAUCUGCUGGAUGCAUUCAACGACACGACCAAAAAUGGUGCUUUUUUCAAUGAAACCAUCAGUCCAGGGGAUUUGGCAGUAUUGCAGAAGAAAAUAGCAAUCGAAAUAGAGAAAUCAAAUCUUACUCCGGCAGAAAUGAGUGACUUGCAGGAACGAAUUUACAAGGAAGUUACCAACUCUGAGGUAUUCAACCUCAAUAACGUCAACAUUUAUGAGAGGCUGAAAAAAAUGUUCCGUAAGCCAGACAAAACGCUCAACGGAGUUCAGUUUAGUGCUUCUGCCAAAGCAAGAGCCCUCAUGAAUUUGCAUAACAAUGAAGCCGGCCGUAGGGCUGUCAUAAAAAAAUCAAGGAUCAUUUGCAAAUGUCACGGCGUUUCCGGUUCAUGCAGUUUAAUUACUUGUUGGCAGCAAUUGACUUCUAUACGGGAAAUUGGUGAUUUUUUGCGCGAAAAAUAUGAUGAAGCAACACAGGUUAAAGUUAAUAAACGUGGUCGUCUGCAAGUGAAGGAUCCACGGUAUAGAAUUCCCUCUGCCCUCGAUCUAAUCUAUUUAGACGAAAGUCCCGACUGGUGUAGAGUCAACCGUCAGCUUAAAUGGCUAGGGACACAUGGUCGGGUUUGUAAUAAAACUUCAUCCGGUUUAGAUGGUUGUUCUAUUCUAUGCUGUGGCAGAGGUUACAACACUAAGAAGAUUAUUGUAAAAGAACGUUGCAACUGCAAAUUUCAAUGGUGUUGCCAAGUUAAAUGUGAAAUCUGUACUAAGACUAUCGAGGAAUACACUUGUAAGUAGUGGAUUGUCAAUGAAAUGGAGUAAAACAUAAGCAUAAUAUAUUGCAAAAACUAUGUUGAUAGAACUUCACGAGCAGCUUAUGAAUCUCAGUUCAAAAGCUUUUUUAUCGGAAAUGUUUUUUUUUUGUAGAGUCAUUAUCAUUAUCAGAGUUUAGUACAACGCUCUAGAAUCCUAAGUUUUCGAAUAACUAAGAAAUCUACGUGUAAUGUCAAACCAUAAACUGUGGUCGGAAUGAUUCCUUUGCCUCGUUAGGCUUCCAUGGCAAUGAUGCCACGGCUGUAAAUAGUUUUUUUUGCAAUAGAUGUAUAGCACGUUACAACAAUUGUAUUAAACAGUAUUAUUAUUUGGAUCUUCGUAUCUUUAUUAAGUCCAUAAUUAUUUAAUGCAAAGGCUAAGAGGAAUUUGUUUUUCAAAUUAUUUCGGCGUUUUUACGCUGUUAUGCAUUUAUUAAGAACUGGCUAGGGAUAACUAUAUUAAGGAUAUCUAUAUUUUAGAUUGGCGAAGGUUAUUAUUUAUAUUUUGAAUCAAUAGUAGCAUAACGAUAUUUUCAUUAGAAUUUAACUUGAAUUACAACCAAGAAGCCAAAAUUGAAUUGGAGGCAAAAAGAAAUCACUAAUAGACUAUGACACAAUACAAUCAUAGGAAACGAAUAUUUGAUAAAUGAAAAAGGCAAAUUAAAGGAAUAAAACUAACACGAUUAAAAUUUGAUUAAUUAAUCCUUUAACGAUGCAUGAAUUGUUAGAACUCGAACUGUAUCGUCACCAA
Anopheles aquasalis is the source of this 4279-nucleotide messenger RNA. RefSeq names its product Wnt oncogene analog 5 (gene Wnt5). Gene Ontology annotation, cellular component: extracellular region. Gene Ontology annotation, molecular function: cytokine activity; frizzled binding. Lineage: Eukaryota; Metazoa; Arthropoda; Insecta; Diptera; Culicidae. The record is from RefSeq and is a predicted model, not a curated record. Gene Ontology annotation, biological process: cell fate commitment; multicellular organism development; neuron differentiation.